Platichthys flesus (European flounder) is the source of this 1254-nucleotide messenger RNA. It is a transcript of the gene gfer, whose product is annotated as growth factor, augmenter of liver regeneration (ERV1 homolog, S. cerevisiae). NCBI's taxonomy places the organism in Eukaryota, Metazoa, Chordata, Actinopteri, Pleuronectiformes, Pleuronectidae. The transcript has 3 exons. The record is from RefSeq and is a predicted model, not a curated record. Gene Ontology annotation, biological process: liver development. Gene Ontology annotation, molecular function: flavin-dependent sulfhydryl oxidase activity; flavin adenine dinucleotide binding. Gene Ontology annotation, cellular component: mitochondrion. The coding region runs from base 10 to 594 and encodes 194 amino acids.
GGAGCGAGCAUGGCUGAGCCCUCGGGGCCGAGAGGACCCGCAGCCUCCGGCCCGUUCCAAGCCUUCCCGUUCCCGGUGGGCGGCCCGGCACCGGAGGACGGUCCCGGGAAGGAGCCACCGCAGAGCGGGGAGCCGAAGAAGAAGCCGUGUCGGGCCUGCACGGACUUCAAAUCGUGGAUGAAGACCCAGAAGAGCCAGAGGCCAGCAGCUGCUCAGGGGGUCGGAGCCACCCAGGUCGAGCCACCAGAGGACCCACAGUGUCCACUGGACCGGGAGGAGCUGGGACGUAGCUCCUGGUCCUUCCUGCACACCAUGGCGGCGUAUUACCCCGAGCGGCCGUCCUCCUCGCAGCAGCAGGAGAUGGGACAGUUCAUCCACCUUUUCUCCAAGUUCUUCCCCUGUGAUGAAUGUGCAGAAGACCUCAGAGGAAGAUUAAAAACCAACAUCCCGGACACCACCAGUCGCCACGCCCUCUCUCAGUGGUUCUGUCGUCUCCACAACGGCGUCAACGUCCGGCUGGGGAAGCCCGAGUUCGACUGCUCCCGUGUGGACGAGCGCUGGAAAGACGGCUGGAAAGAUGGUUCCUGUGAUUGAAGGAUUGUGGAGGGAGCGACUGAGAGAUGUGAGGCAGAGACAAUAACGUCCUCCUGUCAGUGUGGGAACAAGCUCAGGUCUCAUGUGGGAACACUUCAUGAGAAGAGUGAGGUCAAGAUGCUCGUCGUGCUCUGUGGUUAGUUAUUAUAACUAUAAAUAUAACUUAAACUUUGGACCUGCUGUUAAUUCAAGUUAAUGAGAAGGGUUAAAAAUAAAUUCUACAUGUGAAACGGAAAAACAUGGAGGGACACGUGUUCUCAACCUUUUAUCUGUGUCCUCACUUUGUGGUUCUUCCGACUCAUGUUUGUGUUUUUGACCAAUUUACCUUCUGGAUUGUUGUUUUUUUUUCAGAUCGCAAAUUGAAUUCAUCAAUUACAGAUGUUGGUUUCUAGGCUGUUUGCUGUGGUUUGCAAUCUUGUUUGAUAAUCUAUGUAUUUGAUUGAUAAGAAAUAUCUCCUAUAAAAUUAAAAUACCAAAUAUGUCACAGAAAUAUAUAGAUUUAUAUUUUACAUUGUGAUGAUUACAGAUUGUAUAUUCUUGAACCAUGUUGUGUGUGUGUUUUAAUUAUGAUUUGGUGCUGAAAUAAUUUAAUUUUCAAAUUCAAUAUUAUGUUGGGUCAUUCAGAAAUACAGAUAUGUUGUUGGUCGCAUCUUCACAAAA